CUGCAAGCCCAGAUGGUACAAACAAACCCACCGAACACGGUCAUUUGCAUUGAUUCCCAGGGGAGCGGUGGAUCACAUAGUGCACAUUCUGGAUCUGAAAAGCGCUGGAGAUCUCCUUCCUCUUGUCACGUACGUACGUGACAUGCCUUCGAAGGCGGGAGACAAGUGUCUGCAACCAAACCCAACAACUUUGCUUACGUUUGAAACUAAAUGCACCUUCAGACAAGCGUACACCAGGUACUACAAAGCCAGCAGCGUCGCGCUCGAUCCACCCUCCCCUCCCGUCCUUACCGACGACCGAUCAAGCCCCAAGCCCAGAUGGCGCAGACCGCCGCCGUGACUCCGGCCCCUGCUCCACCGCCGGCGACCCGCCCGAAGCUGUCGGGUGGGCUCGAGCCGCUGGACGCGCGCAUCAAGGAGCUGACCUCGUCGCAGGGGGAGCUGCUGGCCAGGAUCCAGAAGCUCAAACAGGACGUGCAGAAAUGGCGCUCCAACGUUGAGGCGCAGGUCAAGACCUGCCACAACGAGCUUGUGGAGGUGAAGGAGGGGCUCGCUUCUGAAGUGCAGCACCUGAAAUCCGUGUGUCCUCUUUCUGUCGACCUUUUUACUGCCUUCGGGGCUCUGUGUAUCCUUGAAACAUUUCAAGCUCACAUUGUGUUAUUUGUUGCUUCAAGGACAUCAAGGAAAUCAGAUUUGCUCUCCAGGAAGAGAAGGCAAGCUCGAAAGCGGAGCAAGCCGGGAAGACACAAGACCAGGUACUCAAGACUGAUGAUGAACAGACCGAGCAACAAACUGCGGUGCAAGCAUGAAAUUUGCGGCCCCCGAUUCAAACAGAACUUGUGGAUGUUCAACUUACUCCUGUGGACCACCCAGAAAAAGUAGGUAAAUACAUAGUACAUUAGAUCAGGAGGGGUAGAUACGUACAUGAACUCGCUUGCACAUCGCGCUUGCUUGCCACAUGCCACUAUACCAGCAUCAGCAAACUGAAGUGCAUAGGUUUCAAAACCCUGUAAGAGUGAAACGUUAUAAAAUGGACAGGAAUUGCUUAUUUUGUAACAGUCCUAUAUAACAUGUAUUUUGAAAAGGUACUUGAAUUAGAGAAAU
Triticum aestivum (bread wheat) is the source of this 1104-nucleotide messenger RNA. RefSeq lists its product as uncharacterized. The coding region runs from base 211 to 882 and encodes 223 amino acids. The transcript is spliced from 5 exons. Lineage: Eukaryota; Viridiplantae; Streptophyta; Magnoliopsida; Poales; Poaceae. The record is from RefSeq and is a predicted model, not a curated record.